This is a messenger RNA of Lactuca virosa, 312 nucleotides long. Lineage: Eukaryota; Viridiplantae; Streptophyta; Magnoliopsida; Asterales; Asteraceae. The record is from the annotation of a GenBank genome assembly.
AUGUCAGGAAGAGGAAAGGGAGGCAAGGGACUUGGAAAGGGAGGAGCCAAGCGCCACCGGAAAGUUCUCCGUGACAACAUCCAGGGAAUCACGAAGCCGGCGAUCCGUCGUUUGGCCAGGCGAGGUGGUGUUAAGCGUAUCAGCGGUCUCAUAUACGAGGAGACACGAGGUGUCCUCAAGAUCUUUCUCGAGAACGUUAUUCGUGAUGCAGUAACCUACACCGAGCAUGCUCGCCGGAAAACUGUGACUGCUAUGGACGUGGUUUAUGCAUUGAAGCGACAAGGUCGUACUCUGUAUGGUUUUGGAGGGUAG